AUGUCCUUCGGCAGAGACAUGGAGUUGGAGCACUUCGACGAGCGGGACAAGGCGCAGCGCUACAGCAGGGGUUCCCGGGUCAACGGGCUGCCCAGCCCCACCCACAGCGCCCACUGCAGCUUCUACCGCACCCGCACGCUGCAGACUCUCAGCUCCGAGAAGAAGGCCAAGAAGGUCCGCUUCUACCGCAAUGGAGACCGCUACUUCAAAGGCAUCGUCUAUGCCAUCUCUCCAGACCGCUUCCGGUCCUUUGAGGCCCUGCUGGCCGACCUGACCAGAACUCUGUCGGAUAACGUGAACCUGCCCCAGGGGGUGAGGACCAUCUACACUAUUGACGGGCUCAAGAAGGUCUCCAGCCUGGACCAGCUGGUGGAAGGAGAGAGCUAUGUGUGCGGCUCAAUCGAGCCCUUCAAGAAACUGGAAUACACCAAGAAUGUGAACCCCAACUGGUCCGUGAACGUCAAGACCACCUCAGCCUCGCGGGCAGUGUCUUCGCUGGCCACCGCCAAGGGCAGCCCUUCCGAGGUGAGGGAGAACAAGGAUUUCAUUCGUCCCAAGCUGGUCACAAUCAUCAGAAGCGGGGUGAAGCCGCGGAAAGCGGUCCGUAUCCUGCUGAACAAGAAGACGGCUCACUCCUUCGAGCAGGUGCUCACCGACAUCACCGAUGCCAUCAAGCUGGACUCCGGAGUGGUGAAGCGUCUAUAUACCCUGGACGGGAAGCAGGUGAUGUGCCUUCAGGAUUUUUUCGGUGACGAUGACAUUUUUAUUGCCUGUGGACCAGAGAAGUUCCGUUAUCAGGAUGACUUCUUGCUAGAUGAAAGUGAAUGUCGCGUGGUGAAAUCGACUUCUUACACCAAAAUAGCUCCGUCAUCACGCAGGAGUGCCACGAAGAGCCCGGGCCCUUCCAGGCGUAGCAAGUCCCCAGCGUCCACCAGCUCAGUUAAUGGAACCCCUGGUAGCCAGCUCUCUACUCCACGCUCCGGAAAGUCUCCCAGCCCAUCGCCCACCAGCCCUGGAAGCCUCCGGAAGCAGAGGAGCUCUCAGCAUGGCGGCUCCUCCACCUCUCUUUCAUCCACCAAAGUCUGUAGCUCGAUGGACGAGAACGAUGGACCUGGAGAAGAAGUGGUGGAGGAAGGCUUCCAGAUCCCAUCCACAAUAGCAGAGAGGUACAAGGUCGGGAGGACCAUAGGAGACGGGAAUUUUGCUGUUGUCAAGGAAUGUGUGGAAAGGUCGACUGCUAGGGAAUAUGCUCUGAAAAUUAUCAAGAAAAGCAAAUGUCGGGGCAAGGAGCACAUGAUACAGAACGAGGUGUCUAUCUUAAGGAGAGUGAAGCACCCCAAUAUCGUUCUGCUGAUUGAGGAGAUGGACGUGCCGACUGAACUGUAUCUCGUCAUGGAACUAGUGAAGGGUGGGGACCUCUUUGACGCCAUCACUUCCACCAACAAGUACACUGAGCGUGACGCCAGCGGAAUGCUGUACAAUCUGGCCAGUGCCAUCAAAUACCUGCACAGCCUGAACAUCGUGCACCGGGACAUCAAGCCGGAGAACCUGCUGGUGUACGAACACCAAGAUGGCAGCAAGUCACUGAAGCUGGGUGACUUCGGGCUGGCCACCAUCGUGGAUGGCCCCUUAUACACCGUGUGCGGCACCCCGACAUAUGUGGCUCCGGAAAUCAUUGCUGAAACUGGGUACGGCCUCAAGGUGGACAUCUGGGCGGCGGGCGUGAUCACGUACAUCCUGCUGUGUGGCUUCCCGCCGUUCCGUGGAAGUGGGGAUGACCAGGAGGUGCUUUUCGACCAGAUUUUGAUGGGACAGGUGGACUUCCCGGCGCCAUACUGGGACAACGUGUCUGACUCAGCCAAGGAGCUCAUCACCAUGAUGUUGCUGGUGGAUGUGGACCAGCGAUUCUCCGCCAUCCAGGUCCUGGAGCACCCCUGGGUCAAUGAUGAUGGCCUCCCAGAAAAUGAGCAUCAGCUGUCAGUAGCUGGGAAGAUAAAGAAGCAUUUCAAUACAGGUCCCAAGCCAAACAGCACCACCGCUGGCGUCUCUGUCUUAGCAACCACCGCUCUUGAUAAGGAGAGGCAGGUUUUCCGACGAAGACGCUACCAGGAUGUGAGGGCGCGGUACAAGGCUCAGCCGGCACCCCCAGAACUCAACUCAGAAUCGGAAGAUUACUCCCCCAGCUCCUCCGAGACUGUGCGUUCCCCCAACUCGCCCUUUUAA
Chrysochloris asiatica (Cape golden mole) is the source of this 2223-nucleotide messenger RNA. RefSeq names its product doublecortin-like kinase 1 (gene DCLK1). NCBI's taxonomy places the organism in Eukaryota, Metazoa, Chordata, Mammalia, Afrosoricida, Chrysochloridae. The transcript is spliced from 16 exons. Gene Ontology annotation, biological process: retina development in camera-type eye; intracellular signal transduction; neuron migration. Gene Ontology annotation, cellular component: neuron projection; axoneme. Gene Ontology annotation, molecular function: microtubule binding; protein kinase activity; ATP binding. Bases 1 to 2223 code for a protein of 740 amino acids. The record is from RefSeq and is a predicted model, not a curated record.